Messenger RNA from Eutrema salsugineum, 951 nucleotides. Its product is annotated as transcription repressor OFP6. The coding region runs from base 169 to 717 and encodes 182 amino acids. The record is from RefSeq and is a predicted model, not a curated record. Gene Ontology annotation, biological process: negative regulation of DNA-templated transcription. The transcript has a single exon. NCBI's taxonomy places the organism in Eukaryota, Viridiplantae, Streptophyta, Magnoliopsida, Brassicales, Brassicaceae.
CAAAUUAAAUAUUAAUGCUAACUGCUAAGAGUUUACUUCUCAUUAAUCCAUCUCAGUCCCCACAUGCAUCCUUUAAUACCAAUCCCAAGUAAACUCUCUCACACUAUCUAUCUCUCUCUCUAAAACCUACUUUCUUUACAGUCAGAGAGAGUCACAAAAGUUACAACAAUGGCGGGUAAAAGCAAGAAGAAGAAAAUGGUCCUUAAGGCAGUUUCUGUUGUAGACAUCGGAUGCAGCAACUGUAAGUUCCCAAACUUGUCUUCUUUUUUCAACCGUUUCCCCAAAAAGCCCCGCCUCUACUCCUCUAAUUACGGCCCCUGCCACUCCUCCACCACCACUGCCUCCUCCUCCUCCGCCAUUCCUUCCACCACUCACUGGUUCUCCGACAACACCUCUUCCUCCUCCGCCACACCCACCGCAGCCGUCGCCGUCGAGAAAGACUCCGACGACCCUUAUCUCGAUUUCCGGCAGUCUAUGCUUCAGAUGAUUCUCGAGAACGAGAUUUACUCUAAAGAUGAUCUCAGAGAGCUUCUCCACUGCUUCCUCUCACUUAACGAGCCUUACCACCACGGCAUCAUCAUCCGCGCUUUCUCCGAAAUCUGGGACGGAGUCUUCUCCGCCGCCGUCAAACGCCGUGGCGGCGUCCAAGAGUCUCCGCUUGUCCGUCGUCACGGGCCAUCACGUGAUUACCAUAAUCACUACCACAGAUCGAUGUAAUGUAACUCCGUUUGUUAGUUAGGGGAUGCAACUCUUUUAACUAAGUUUUAUCAUGCCACGUCACCAAUAAUGUAUUGACACGUUGACUAUCCGUUUCACCUACUACCGACGUGUCAAUAUAUUAUUGGGUUUGUGCUUUUUAACUUCUUAUCUUAGCUUUGUCUUUUUCUUCUUUGUCUUUGAACAAGUGUAAACAACCAUGGUAGAAUGUUUAUGCAAAAUAACCUUUCGUUA